Molecule: messenger RNA, 2912 nt
Organism: Harmonia axyridis
Lineage: Eukaryota; Metazoa; Arthropoda; Insecta; Coleoptera; Coccinellidae
Exons: 7
Coding region: 204-2297 (697 amino acids)
Source: RefSeq, a predicted model, not a curated record
GUCUUGCGGGAAGCAUAGAUAAUUGAAUUUGAAUUGUUCUGUCAAGAGAGAUUGUAAUCAGACGUUGUUUCGUUGUUACAUUAAUAUAAGCUCAAAAUUUCGUUGGAAUGUUCCUAAACCUCUUAGUUAUGUAACAUUAUCAAUUACGAAUCGUUUUCAAGAAACAACCCACACAUUUCUUCGAAGAGGAAAAUCUCCCUUAAAUGGACCAGAACAGGCCAGAUAACAGUUCUCAACAGCAAAACGUGCACCUGCACAUGCAUCAAGUAGUCUGCGGCUGUCACGGCAACAUCUACCCCACCCCCGCCUAUUACCAACCGGUGAGCUUCCGCAGCCCCCCGCCCCCCAUGGUGGCCUACAACCCCCAGCAGCUGGCCAGGCCCUACCUGCAGCACUACCAGUACACGCAGUUCAACCAGUACUCUCUGCCGGUGCCCCAGGUGGCCGGCGCGGCCGCGGCCACGAUGUACUCCGCCAACAACCAGACCGACAUCCUGUUCGGGUCCGCCGGCAGGGACAGGAGGGAGAGGCUGGAGGCCCAGGAGGAGGUGCUGGAGGCGGAGAAGCCGAGCGAGUCCUCCGGUUACGAUUACGGCCACGUAUCACCUCCGCCCACCAAGGAUCUGCUGACGGGCAACGUGGACGACAACAUGUCCGACAACUUCGUCAAAUUCCUGGAACGCAGCUGCAUAACGGCCGAACAGAUAGCGCACAGGAACAGGAACCGGCCCUGCUUCCGGAACAUCCAGAACCUGUGCGUGCGCACCAGGUCGGAGAUCCUGAAGCCCUGCACGACGGUGUCGAACAUCCAUUCGCAGGGGAUACCGUGGGCCACCAAGGACUUCAUCUACGCCUUCGUCAGGCUGACCAACUGCUGGCACAUACUCAGGGGCUACUGGGAGAACAGGGACGGACCGGCCAUCGGGAAGAUAACGAGGGAGCUGACGCCGGAGUUCCGAGAGUGCUACGUCAGAUGGGAGAAGGAGACGAUGGAACUGGCGGCCCAGCUGACCAAGGUCUUCUACAACCUGGACACGAACAUCAACAGUCCGUUGCACACCGGCAGCAUUCACUCGGCCAACAACCUGGUACCGCCGCAGGUGCAAUAUCUCCAGAUAAACCUGAUGAAGAACGCGGAGUUCUCCAAAACGACCUGCGUAGAGACAGUGACCUCGACGGCGGCACCAGUCCAGACCUCGGUGGUCUCGUCGAAGAGCACCAGAGGCGUCCUUCAUCUGCCAUCGACGACGGAGACAAUGGACCAAGGCAAUCAGACCUGUUCCGGAGACUUCUUCUCCAAAUCGCCGGAGAACACCGAGUGUCUGAUGAUCGACAACGAGGAGGAGGAGGACAUGUCCAAGGUCUACAUGAAACCGGGCAGCUACAACGUUCCGAAGAGGACGGUGGCCAACAACACGGAGACCACGCUGAUGAACGGAAGCCCCAGGACCAUCGAGUUCUUGGAGACCGCACAGAACGUGAACAAGGUGAUGGAGGCAGCUUCUGAUCGCUAUUGGUCCAGCAACCACAACAAGAAGGUCAUCGCGAAGCCGGUGAAGGAAGACGUGGAGGCUCUCCAGUUCAACGUCCAGAAAUGGCUGAUCAGCAGCCGUUUCUCCGACUACGACAACGCCUCGACCGGUUCCUCUUCGCCGCCCAACAUCGGCGCCUACUACAUCGACACGCCCCCGAUCACCUACGGGGAGGUGAACCACCAGCAGGACUCGGAGAUGCCCUCGCAGAAGCCCGGCACCUACACCCUGCUCCAGAGGGAGAAGACCUCGAUGCUGUCCACGCCGAAGGGUUGCCUGAACGGCAGGAGCGACCUCGGCGUUGGGUUCCGCAAGAGGAACGACCUGAAGAAGUCGUUCAAGUCGACCUACGAGGACCAGCUGGGCGGCUUGACGGAGAUCGCGAUCGAUCUCCUGGAGAAAACCAUCGUCGAGUUGAAGACCACGGAAUUUGCGGAUUACAUAUCGCAGGUUAAAACGGAAGACCACUUGCCAGCUUCGAACCUCGAUUGGAUCCUGAACAAAUUGAAGACGAAUCAAUACAAGUUUGUCAACGAAGUCGUAAGAGAUCUCUAUUAUGUGGUGAAUUUUACAUCGAUAUAUUAUGGGAAUUUCCUCGAUCUCGACUCGAAAAUAGACGCCUUCGUCCAGAGGAUCCAAUCCAUGCUCGAGGCCCGAUUCAAUCACUUCGACUUCUCGACUAUCAACGGCCUGAAAGACGAGCUGGUCGGUCCGUUGAAAUUGAAGAUCACGAAACUGGACGGCGACGGCGAUCACAUGACCUAAGCUGGCUCGAAUGUUGUUUGUGUCAAGAGCACAUUGAAACUUUUGAACUCUUUUCUCCGAGAAACAAUUGACAAAUCAGCCACAGUUCUAUCAGAAAAAUGUUUGUUUUAUAUGACGAAUACUCAUCAGUUUCCUUUACUACAAAUUAAAAAAAAAAUUUAAACAUUUUCUGUCACAAUAAUGGUCGCAUGUUUUAUAUUUCUAUUUUAUAAUAUAUAUGGAUCAAUUGACUUUUAUUAAUCGAAAACGUUGACAUGUGUUAUAUAGAGUGAAAUAAUCCAGAAAAAACAGUUGAUUUAUCGAGUAACUCAUUUGAUUUCAGUAAAUUUGAAUGAAUCAGCUGAACUAGUUGAAUAGCUCAAAUUAAUUUGUCUGCAGAAAAAUAAAAAAAUUACCUCAUUCAGUUUUUACCUUUAUUACAGUUCUUAAAAAAAAAUGUUUGUUUGUUUGGUUUUAGGUUGUAUUGUAUUGUUUAGAAGACUAGCCAAAUAUUUGUGUAACCCCUAUCGUUAAUGUUAAUCUCUGUAAAUUUACAUUGAAAAAAGAAAAAAAUCGUAUGGUUCCAAAGUGUUAAAGUUUAAAUAAUAUUCCUCAAUAAAGAGUUUGCAAAUGUCA